This is a messenger RNA of Drosophila hydei, 1028 nucleotides long. RefSeq names its product ras-interacting protein RIP3. The coding region runs from base 1 to 813 and encodes 270 amino acids. Lineage: Eukaryota; Metazoa; Arthropoda; Insecta; Diptera; Drosophilidae. The record is from RefSeq and is a predicted model, not a curated record. The transcript has 2 exons.
AUGAAGAAUGUUCAAUCGUUUCUACGAGCCUGUCAGAGCUCUCUGGCCUUCGCUGCCUGCGUCAAACACUCGCCCAGCCUAUCGCCAACGCCUCGCUACGAGCGUAACAUGGGCUUCUUUCAGCUGCUCAGCCGACGCUUUGGGCUGAGGUCAAGCGUUGACCUAGUUGAUGCAGCUGCACAGGAAGAGGAUGCACACAGUUCAUCGACCGAUUCGUAUUCAUCGGCUAGCCGCGGCUUAGCUGCAGCACGUUUAGAGUUGAUGUCCUGCGCCUCCAGCGAGACGAGCAGCACCAUUGACAUCGAGGAGCAGGAGCAACAGCAACACCAGCAGCAGCAGCAGCAGCGGCAGCAGCGGCAGCCGCAAGACAAGCGCAAAUCGUUGACUCGCACGAGCUUGUCCCGAAUGCAACGCCGGUCCACAUCGUCACUGCGACGCGCCUUUGAGAGUCUCUCGCUGACAUCUCGCUCGAUGUCGUGCAGCGGCCCCUCGCCACCCUCACAGCCACACCCACAACAUCAUCAGCAGCAGCAGCAGCCGCCAUUGCCACUGAAGUCCGCUCUGAAAUCGGCUUCAAAUGUCGAGCUGCAUCAGCGUCAGCACAAAACGGCCACCAAAUCAACGAGCAGCUCCAGCGCCUGCUCCACCUCAUCCACAUGCUCCGGCACACAAACGAAGCACAGCAAGUCGAAGCCGCCGCCACAGCGCAUUUUACGUCAGCCCGUCUCCUAUACAUAUCUAAAGGGCAUGUCCGGCCUGCCGACUCAGCGGGUGCCGCGCAGCUCCGUCUGCUGCCAAUACGCCCGGCGCUAGAAACCAGCCAAAAAUAGUUCAGUAUCUAUCGUUCAUAGCCAAUAGCAGUUGAUAGUAGUUCACAUAGCUCACAGAGUUCACACAGCUCACUUUACUAGAUAGUGCCAAAAGCCAUGCCCAUUCAUUUCGAAAAACUGUGAUACAAUUACCUUUCAUAUCCACAGCAGAUCACACGCUCAUUUCACCAAGAAAACCCAAAAGAAAAAUGCAUUUUC